This is a messenger RNA of Nezara viridula (southern green stink bug), 132 nucleotides long. The record is from the annotation of a GenBank genome assembly. NCBI's taxonomy places the organism in Eukaryota, Metazoa, Arthropoda, Insecta, Hemiptera, Pentatomidae.
AUGUAUGAGCCUCAAUGUGCCUUCAGUAAGAUGAGUGAAUUUAGUGGCGCACCUACAGUCAGGGCAAAUCGUAAAAGCAUUGAGCAGAAUGUAAUUUUUCUCACGAACGAACGGUAUUCAACUAGGGGGUAG